Messenger RNA from Acinonyx jubatus (cheetah), 16319 nucleotides. It is a transcript of the gene CLCN5, whose product is annotated as chloride voltage-gated channel 5. The transcript is spliced from 12 exons. The record is from RefSeq and is a predicted model, not a curated record. Gene Ontology annotation, cellular component: Golgi apparatus; synaptic vesicle; membrane. The coding region runs from base 7179 to 9422 and encodes 747 amino acids. Gene Ontology annotation, biological process: transmembrane transport; chloride transport. Lineage: Eukaryota; Metazoa; Chordata; Mammalia; Carnivora; Felidae. Gene Ontology annotation, molecular function: voltage-gated chloride channel activity.
GAUCUCUUUGUGUCUUUUUGGAGAAACCUGUCUCUUCAGACUUGGGUGUUUUGGUGGCAGUUUCCCCUACAACCUUAGUUCUCAGAAGGGGCCAUGACUUUGCAGUUUGUCCAUUUUUUUCUUGUUUUAAGGAUGGGAGUGGCAGAUCCUAAGCUUUUUACUUGCCAGAGCUGAAUCUGGAAGCUCCCCCCCCCCACCCUUUUUCUCAAUUAGUGAAACCACUUUGGUCCCCUCUUGAAGGGAAAAAAAUUUCAGAGACCCUUUGGCAGUACUAUAAUCCAGAGUGGAUUAUUUUUAACCUUACUUUGUUCUGACUUAUAACAUGGGGUAAAAGGGUUGCUGUAAUGUCUUAGGAGUGUUUUGUGGGUCUGUGGCUAGCAGGUACUCCACAGAUACUGUGGCCAUGUUGGUACAGCUAUAGUUAGCCAUAUGCCAGAAGUGAUGGGUCCCAGGUUGUAGUAUACUUCACAGGUGAGCUGACUCUUUCUUUUCUAGGGAUUGUAGUGCCAUUUUAUGAUCCUGCCAGAAGAAUGAAAUCAAAAUACCAUUUGGAAUUCCUCAAAGCUUAAGAAGUGUUCUCAAAAGUCAUUCAGUACAAUGUAUUAGUGACAAAAAAAAAUCAUUGCUAAAAUGAUAGAGUAUCAGAGUUGGAAGGGACCUUAAAAAUCACACUUGCUAAUCUUCCCUCAUUUUACAGACAACCUGAAACCUGAAACCCACAGAGAUUAAGGCAGUUGCCCAAGGUGAUACAACUAGUGAUUUGUGGAGUAGGGUUAGAACCUGUACCUUCUCACUGCUGGACAACAGGGCUAAUGGCAAAGACUUUCUUUGCAUUGUCUUUCAUUUAACAACUUUGUAAGCCAUCUUCCUCGCGGUGUUUUCCUCCUGGUGUUCUCCAGAAACUGUCACCUGCUUUGUUUCUAAAUACUCCAGUGAUCUGCCUCUCAGAAUGAAAGUUUGCCCUUUGCAAUGUCCGGUCUCUACUCUUCUGGCUGUGUUCUCAUUCUUUUUCUUUUUAGCCAUCACUAUGUAACACAGAGAUAUACCUCACUAUUGAAGAUUCCAACAACACACGUGUAUAUAAAAUGUGAAAGGCUCCCCUAUACUAAGCAUUCCAGAGAUAACCCCUCAAACUAAUUCAAUGUGACCCUGUCAAUGCUUUUUCUAUCCAGUUAACACAUAAGCACACAAUUUAAAAAAAUUCUACUUAAUGGUUCUGUGACUUUUUUCACAUAAUGUGUUUGAGAGACUUUGCUAUUUCAGUACACAUCAGUUUACUCCUUCCCGUGAGCUAUUCCCCCCUUACCAGACUCCUUCACUGUUGCCAGGUUUUCACUACUACUAACAGUGCUGCAGUGAAUAACACACAUACAUUAGUGUGUACAGGUACCAGUGUUUCUUUGAGAGCAGUUCCUAGAUUUUAUAUAUCUAACUCAUUAUUUCUGUCCAUGACAUCACAUUAUUUCCAUGAGUCCAAGACGAAUCUCCUAAUUGGUAUUUCUUCUUGAAGCUUUUGACCCUGCCAAAGAAUAAUUGCUAAUCUCUUGUCCCCAACUUCCUUUUGGAGAUUAAUAGGUAGAAACCAAUGCAGGCUCAGUAGAGAAGAACUGGAGAACUGCUGCAUAUGGAACAAUAAUUGCAAGUUAUUACACAGGAUUGUGCUACCCAGCGGGUUAUGCAUUUUAGGGCAGCGUCUCCCUACCCAUUACAUUCCCCAGUCCUUUUGUCAAUCCCAUAAAUGUGUAAAUUUGAAAAGGAAGGAGUGAAGAGCGAGUAAUAGAGCUGAGGGAUGUUUUCUUUAUAUGGACAACCCCCUCAGCAACUUUGUCAAAUCCAGCCCCUCUAUUUCCAGUUCUACAUUAAUUUUAGUGGCAUUCUAGUCCAGCGAGAGUCUGCAGAUACCAAGCCAUAAUCCACAUGCUAUUUUUCCUAAUUUUUGUUAUGUCUGGUAGUUAACACCCUGGUUCCAGUGGUAAAGAAGGUGGGUUGCAUUCAGAACUUCCAGAUUAGAGCAGAUGCUGGGAGUAGGAGGCAUAAAAGGGACACCCCGAAGCAAAUGUCUACAACCCAGUGGGGAUAGAGCUGUAUCUGUUGGGAAAUGAGUCCAAAGGUGGUCUUAGAAUCUAGAUUCAUGCUUGGCUCUUAAGUCUUUUUCCCUAUCCCUUGCUGCCAUGCCCCAUCUUCCUGUAUACUUCUCAGAAUCCUCAAACUUAGUUUUGUAGAUUUGCAAUUUUUGCAGUCCUAUUACCUGCAUCUCUCACCACCCCUCAUACUGUCUAGCUUUCAGCAGAGUUGAGAUAGAGAGGUUCCUCUUAGUUGUCCUUCCUACUUCUUAGACAACUUUAAGUUGUCUUUCUUUCUGCAAACAGAAACCAAAGCAGUCAGUCCUUAAAUGAAAUGUGUGCAAAACAACACAGGCACUGACGAGUGAUACUGGAUGUCUGAUGCAGUGCUUGGCAGUAUCCUGCAGCGUCCUGAUGUUUCAGCUGCUGAAUCAGGGGAACAUUCAGGAGCUUCUAGGGGAUGGUUGGCAGGGGGAAGAGGCCUCAGGAAAAAGGAGUUAUUUAUCUAUAGCUCUGGAAGCAUUUCAGUAUUUAACAACCAAUAUGGCUGUACAGAUGUGUAUCAAUGGAUAGUUUCCUUGAACAUGUGUCCCAGAGACCAAACUAACACAGUAUUUUAAAGCAUAGCAUGGUCCUGCGGUACUUCCCAGGGCUAAGAUGGGAGAGCUGCCCCACCAACAUUCGCUUUUCAGCUACUGGGUUUGAGUAAGUUUGAAAGCAAAAUAGAAGCAAAAUGGAGGCACAAGUUCAUAGAAAGGCCCUAAAAAUGUUGACUAAUUAUUGGGGUUUCAGCUGUAAUGUAGUCUCAAACAUAGAGAUGAAUGUAAUGUGUAAGUGUUCAUAACUCUCUGGGAGAUCUAGAGUGGAUGAACUAAUACAAGAAAGGGUAGAGGGUGCAGGUAUGGAAGUGAGAAAAGGCAUACAUUAGGCUCUUAGUACUUGCUGUUGAAUGAAGGUAAAUUUUAAAAAAACCGCAGGAUGAAUAUCUGCUGAUGUAUGCUAGGUAGAGUGUUGAAGUUCUUGUAGAUGUCCUUUCAGCCUUGCAAACAUACAACAUAUCCCUGUAAAAACUGAAAUACAUUUUUUAAAAAAAUUGGACUAUUUUCGGGUCCUGUGAUGCGUACCAACAGCCUUGCCUCAUUUCUUUGAGUGUUUCUUUCUUUAGGCCACUUUCUUUAGGCACAAUAAGUGCCCUCCUGCAGCUGCGCUACUACUAAAGCAGUAUUUCAGGGUCUGUGCACGAGGUUUCUCUCUAUCCUCUUUCCCCUUGUGUUUUUGUUAGUGUUUAACUCAUUCACUUAAUUGGUUACUGUUAAGCCCCCCAGGUAAAUUUCUAAUGGCAUAUUGGUUAGGGGUUGAAACAAACAUUAUUCUCAAAUUGGAAUUUCUUUUCUUGUUUUUUAAGGGGUUGCCUAGUUUUAAGCGUCAUGUGAGUUUUAGAAAAAAAAAAAAAAACCAACCAACUGUACAGUAGUUUCCAUAAAGGGAAAUGAACUAAAUGCAUUCAUUUAUUAUGCCUCCUCAUACAAGCAAUGUGCUUCUAAAGACCCAUUGUUAAGUUUUUAGACCUAAGUGUAACCUAUGGGGAGAGGUGUUUAAACAUUGACUUUUUUUCUGACUGGUUUUCUGGGUAUUUUCCCCAGACUCAAGCAGCGCAAAUUACCCUUUGGGGGCUUUUAAAAAAUUAUUCAAAUUGAGAUCUAAUUGUACUUUAACUUGAAUCAUUUUCCUAUCAGAGUAUUAAAUUGUUUUAUAUGUAACUUAGAGCACAUGAUGCCUUCAAAACUUACUCAAGUUAAGUUUUAUCUUUAUCUUUUUUUUUUUUUUUUUGGUAUGGAGGCAAAACUCUAGACUUACUUAAGUACCUCAAUAUGACAUGUUGCAUCCUUGUUCAAUUUCACUCUUCCUUCCUUGGCAGAGAAUUUACACACCAGAAGCUUAACUCUUAAUACACUGGUUUUGAAAAGCCUUUUUGGGGACGCCUGGGUGGCUCAGUCGGUUAAGCGGCCGACUUCGGCUCAGGUCAUGAUCUCGCGGUCUGUGAGUUUGAGCCCCGCAUCGGGCUCUGUGCUGACAGCUCAGAGCCUGGAGCCUGUUUCAGAUUCUGUGUCUCCCUCUCUCUCUGACCCUUGCCUGUUCACGCUCUGUCUCUCCCUGUCUCAAAAAUAAAUAAAUGUUAAAAAAUAAAUAAAUAAAAAUAAAAAAAAAAGAAAGAGUGCAAACAAUUUAAUCCCUCUCAUUGAUGAAACCUAAAAUAGCUUUAAUAUCAUUGUUAUUAUUAUAUGCUAAAAUAUUUUAUUUUUCCUAUUAUAAAAAUUAUGAUGGAUAUUUAAAAAAUCCUGGCCUAUGUUUGUGCCAAAUGCCCAUUAAGUGGUCUUUCUAUACUGAAAGUUUUAAAAACCAAUGACUAGAACACCGUAUGUUAACUACACUGUAAUUAAAAUAAUAAAAAAAAAACAGGGGCACCUGGGUGGCUCAGUCGGUUGAGCAUCCGACUUCAGCUCAGGUCAUGAUCUCCCAGUUGUGGGUUCAAGCUCCAUGUCGGCCUCUGUGCUGACAGCUCAGGGCCUGGAGCCUGCUUCAGAUUUGGUGUUUCCCUACCUUUCUGCCCCUCUGUGGCUUGUGCUCCAUCUCUCUCUCUCUCUUUCAUAAAUAGAUAAACAUUAAAAAAUAUUUUUUUAAUAAAUUAAAAACAAAACAACAUUGUAGGAGCCACUGACACUUUUGAAAUAAGAAGAUGAUCUGAUCAGCUCUGUGUCCCAGAAAGAUAACUCUGUUGUCACCAAAUGUUAACCCUAUUAUUGUGUUUUUACCAUAGGCUGCAUUAAAAACUGGUCAGCAUUUCUUUACCUUAUUUUCACAGUAAUAUUAAUUGAACCUACACCUGGCAGUCUGUAUAACAAACAUAUGCUAGAAAUUACAAAUUUGGCAGAAAAGGGAAUUGUAAUUAAAUAUCAUUUUAGUACAAGGACUGCAUCAUAGCUACCAAACCUAGUUUUCAAGGGAAAUAAAUUUACAUGGAAUAAUAAAGUCACUCCCCUAGAAGCUGUGAUGUAACAUUUAAAAAAUACAUGAACUUACAUCAGUUAUUAGCAUGGUACCAGUUCUACCAUCCAGUCAUUGUACAUUGAGGAACUAUACAUUUUUUAAAUACCAAAACAUAUAGUAUCUUGAAGUGUAAAAUAAUCUAGUAAGAUAAUGUAAAUCUUAUCAGAUAAUGUAAGUGAAUUCUGCAGGUGCCUUCAGAAACUAUAUGUAGGAUUCUAUUUAAUAAACAAUGACUUUGAGGGUCGCCUAGAUGGCUUAGUCGGUUAUGCGUCUGACUCGAUUUCAGCUCAGGUCUCUAUCUCAGAGUCUUGAGUUCAAGCCCUGCAUUGGGCUCUACGCUGGACACGAAGCCUAGUUAAACAAACAAACAAACAAACAAAUAAAUAAAUAAAGGAUGACUUUGAAGGAGGCUUAUGAGUUUGGGCAUACAAUUCUCUUUGAGUAAGAUAUACACACUUGUCUAAAAGUACAGCUCUAUAACAUAAUUACACUUAAGCCACAAAUAGCUUUUGAUUUUUAAGCUUUGUAGUUCAUUGCCACAACACCAUCAGUUGCUACUUCAUUUUAAUUCUUCUCAUUAAUGCUAGUUUAGUUCAUCAAGGGACUGAGAUGUCAUGAUAAUGACAGACGAGACUGAAAGCAUACAGAUUUCAUGAAGUUCCUCACAUUUUGUAAGGUUUUGUUGUAAUAACAUUUCAGGAUGCUUUGGGCCCUAAGAAUUGAUGAGAAUGAUCACAGCAUUUGAAGCCCUCCAUUUAGGUCUGAUUAUUGGAGCACACUGACUGGAUUAAUGUUUAACAGCGGCUGUCCUGCAGAUUCACUAAGGAAGUUGAGAGAUGGUGAUUUCAUUCUUCUUUACUCGACCAGCCUUGUUGCACAGUUAAUUAAGACCUGCUGAAGAAUAGCCUUAGGAAUAGGGCCUGGGAAGGGAAAGCCUUUUAAAUAAUGCAAAUAGAAGAGUGAAUUUAUUUUCACAGCUGAAAUAGCUGGUUUUCCCCAGUUUGGAUUAGUGAGAUCAGAUUUGAUUUUGCUGGCUGGGUAGAGAACUAAUAUAAAGAAACAACUCCUUUUCUGGACCAUAAUCUGAGUUUUAAGUUACUACGUGCUAUUAAAGAGCUGAGCUUGUAGAGUACAUUCACAUGCAGUUCCAUAUUUCAUAAUUUUCUGUAAUUAUCAUAUAUACAUAGAAAGACAUAUAACACAUGUGUACAGUUUAAAGAAUGAUUAUAAUAUGAACACUCAGUUAACCACCGAUCAGAUAAAGAAAAAUUACCAGCAUUCCAGGAGCCCCACCUUCACCAUGUACUCUAUCCAGAUGGUGACCUCUUCUCUCCUCUGGGUAGCUACUGUCUUUACUUUUGUCAUUUUCUUGCUUCUCUUUGUAAUGUAGCAACUUAUAUUUGUAUCAUAACACACUGUAGUUUAGGUUUGCCUGGUUUUGAACUUAUAUGAAUAGAAUUAUGUUAUGUGCUCUCGUGUCUGGCAUCUUUCAGUGUUACACGUCUGAGAUUUUCUCUGUGUUUUUGCCAUCCAGUGAAAUUUCUUUAAAAAGCCUUUUCUAUAUUUGAUCCUCUCCCUUUUUUACUUAGGAUCCCUCUAAAUGCUUUCAGUUAUUCCUCCUUUGCCUUCUUGGAUUUUCUGCUAAAUAAGGUCUAAAGACUCAAAGUUGUCUGGACCCCAGUUUUGUGAACAUAUCCGACUGACCCAGUUUGAUGGCAUUCGUUUAGAUGAGACUACAUCUUUAAGGCUUCUGUGCUCGGUUAAAAAUCUUCCUUUCUCCAAGCUGGUCCAAGGGUCUGGUCACGUGACGCCACCAGUGACAUCACAUUCUGACCGCGGGGAACACUGGUGGUUCUUUAGGUGGCGUUUGUUCCUGUGAAAGGCAGAGAACGCAGCAAGUGCCCUUCUAAAGCAGUGCAUACCGGGGCUCCUUCUGUAAAAGCUCCUCAACCUAAAUGACCAAAUGCUGGCUGCCAAAGUUAUUUCUUCCUUGAGGCAGAAAAAAAGAAAGCUGUGAUUGAAGAGGAAAAGUCAUACAAUGGUGGAGGAAUAGGUUCUUCAAAUAGGAUGAUGGACUUCUUGGAGGAGCCAAUCCCUGGUGUGGGGACCUAUGAUGAUUUCAAUACAAUUGACUGGGUGAGGGAGAAGUCUCGAGACAGGGAUAGGCACCGAGAGAUUACCAAUAAAAGCAAAGAGUCAACAUGGGCCUUAAUUCACAGUGUGAGUGAUGCUUUUUCUGGCUGGUUGUUGAUGCUACUUAUUGGGCUCUUAUCAGGCUCUUUGGCUGGCUUGAUAGACAUUUCUGCUCAUUGGAUGACAGACUUAAAAGAAGGCAUAUGCACAGAGGGAUUCUGGUUUAACCAUGAACACUGUUGCUGGAACUCUGAGCACGUCACCUUCGAAGACAGAGACAAAUGCCCUGAGUGGAAUAGCUGGUCCCAGCUUCUCAUCAGCACAGAUGAGGGAGCCUUUGCUUACAUAGUCAAUUAUUUCAUGUACGUCCUCUGGGCUCUCCUAUUUGCCUUCCUUGCCGUGUCUCUUGUCAAGGUAUUUGCGCCUUAUGCCUGUGGCUCUGGAAUUCCUGAGAUAAAAACUAUCUUGAGCGGUUUUAUUAUUAGGGGCUAUUUGGGUAAGUGGACCCUGAUUAUCAAAACCAUCACGUUGGUGCUGGCCGUGUCAUCAGGCUUGAGCCUGGGCAAAGAGGGCCCCCUAGUGCAUGUGGCUUGCUGCUGUGGGAACAUCCUGUGCCACUGCUUCAACAAAUACAGGAAGAAUGAGGCCAAGCGCAGAGAGGUCUUGUCGGCUGCAGCAGCAGCUGGUGUAUCCGUAGCCUUUGGGGCACCGAUCGGUGGAGUGUUAUUCAGCCUAGAAGAGGUCAGCUACUAUUUCCCUCUCAAAACGUUGUGGCGUUCAUUCUUUGCUGCCUUGGUGGCAGCAUUUACUCUACGUUCCAUCAAUCCAUUUGGAAACAGCCGACUGGUUCUGUUUUAUGUGGAGUUUCACACCCCAUGGCAUCUCUUUGAGCUUGUGCCGUUCAUUCUGCUGGGUAUAUUUGGUGGUCUGUGGGGUGCUUUGUUUAUCCGCACCAACAUCGCCUGGUGUCGGAAGCGUAAGACCACUCAGUUGGGCAAGUAUCCUGUCAUAGAGGUACUUGUUGUGACAGCCAUCACUGCUAUCCUGGCUUUCCCCAAUGAAUACACCCGCAUGAGCACAAGUGAGCUCAUUUCUGAGCUGUUUAAUGACUGUGGCCUUCUGGAUUCCUCCAAGCUUUGUGACUAUGAGAACCGUUUCAACACAAGCAAGGGGGGUGAACUGCCCGACAGACCGGCUGGUGUGGGAGUCUACAGUGCCAUGUGGCAGCUGGCCUUGACACUCAUACUGAAAAUUGUCAUCACUAUAUUCACCUUUGGCAUGAAGAUCCCAUCUGGCCUGUUUAUCCCCAGCAUGGCUGUUGGUGCUAUAGCAGGCCGACUUUUAGGAGUAGGAAUGGAGCAGCUGGCUUAUUACCACCAUGACUGGGCCAUCUUUAAUAGCUGGUGUAGUCAAGGAGCAGAUUGUAUCACCCCUGGACUUUAUGCGAUGGUUGGGGCUGCAGCCUGCUUAGGUGGGGUGACUCGGAUGACUGUUUCUCUCGUUGUCAUAAUGUUUGAACUAACUGGUGGCUUGGAGUACAUUGUGCCUCUGAUGGCUGCAGCCAUGACAAGCAAGUGGGUGGCAGAUGCUCUGGGGCGGGAGGGCAUCUAUGAUGCCCACAUUCGUCUCAAUGGUUACCCCUUUCUUGAAGCCAAAGAAGAGUUUGCUCAUAAGACUCUGGCAAUGGAUGUGAUGAAACCCCGUAGAAAUGAUCCUUUAUUGACUGUCCUUACUCAGGACAGCAUAACCGUGGAAGAUGUAGAGACUAUCAUCAGUGAAACCACUUAUAGUGGCUUCCCAGUGGUGGUGUCCCGGGAAUCCCAAAGACUUGUGGGUUUCGUUCUCCGAAGAGAUCUCAUCAUUUCAAUCGAAAAUGCUCGCAAAAAACAGGAUGGAGUUGUGAGCACUUCCAUCAUUUAUUUCACUGAGCAUUCUCCUCCGAUGCCACCAUACACACCACCCACCCUAAAGCUUCGGAACAUCCUGGAUCUCAGCCCCUUCACUGUGACUGACCUUACACCCAUGGAGAUUGUAGUGGAUAUCUUCCGCAAGCUGGGACUGCGGCAGUGCCUGGUUACGCACAAUGGGCGAUUGCUUGGAAUCAUUACCAAAAAGGAUGUGCUAAAGCAUAUAGCACAGAUGGCGAACCAAGAUCCUGACUCCAUUCUCUUCAACUAGAAUCACAGGGUUGUGCUGGAUAUAAAACAGGAAGGACAUUGCAGACCAUGGAUGUAUUUUAUUAACUGGGUACCCAAAACACAUUUCCCAUAUUUGGAUGGUGAAGUUAUAUUAGUGUGUUGUCUCUUUCCUAUAAGUUAACCAGUUGCACUACAUAAUCUCUGGAAUUUAAUCUUCUCUUUAGGAGAAAAUACAGUUAGGCUUCUGUGAUAUCGCAUUAGGAAGAGUUCAUGAGAGAAUAAACAAGAUUGCUAGGGUUUAAUUCUUUAAAAAUUUUUUUUAAUUUAAAACAUAAUUGUUAGCCAAUAUGCAAUCACUGAAAACUAUGCAAGAAAAAUUCCAACCGUCCUGACCUAUAGCCUGCAGAAAGCUCAUGACCAAGUCACUUUUUUGGACUCUGUCAUUGGUGGAAGAUGAAGUGUAAACUAAGGGGCUUUGCUUUUCCGAACACAGAAAAGAAAGCCAGAAGGAAAAUAGUAAUGCUGUUUUCCAGACUGUGAAAAUUCAGUUCAAAUGUUUUCUUGUUCCUGUUACAAUAUUUAGCAUUAUUAGUUUGUGUGUGUGUAUGUGUAUGUUAAUAUCUGAUUAUAAGACAAUGCUGCUUUGGUUAACCUCCUCUAAACAAAUUUAGAGAGGUUGACUUUUAUAGCUUGCUUGUUCCUGGUACUCUUUUGAAGUGCACAAAGAUAAGUUAUGGAACUUUCCCCUUGUCUGCCAAAAGGGUGAUUUUCCAGAUGGUAUUUGUUAGUCCAGUAGACAAGGACUUUGCCAUGAAUUCGUUAGUAACAAGGAAUGAUUUCUCCAGCUUCCUUGAAAUGAAUGAUUAGUAAAGUUCUAAGCCAAGUCAAUGACUAGGAAUUUCAUGUUUUUUUGUGAGGUCCCAACUAAUUCUCUUACCCAGAUGCCACCUCCAUGAGUGAUGGUGCUUUAGGCUUCUGGAAUAUGUAAGAAUAGUAAAGGGAACCAAAUCUGGACUGCAUACUGAUAAACCAGGGAAGAUCCUGAGCUGUAUCUGCAUUCUCAUGCAUUCCUUCGUGAAGACCACCAGUACUAAAAUAACUGGGCACUCAUGCCUCCUUCCAGUGUUAAGUACAUAUAACAGGCCAGUUGUUGUCCCUGUGAGCAUGAAUUAAGGCUUGGGGUACUUAAAAAUCCAUUUGAGGCAUUGGAAUAGGAUAGGCAGCUGUGACUCCCUUGGGGUUCCUUAAAAUUCUAAAUAAAAUACAGAACCAUCCUAAGACCCAGGGGUGUGGACAAGGCCUGGUGACACCAAAGGUGCUUGUAUCCAAUUGAAAAGGUGCCUGUCUCAAUUUUCUACCACCUUUACUGCAGUAGAAAAACAUCACACUGUAGGGACGCCCGGUGGAAUCACAGAGCUACCACCAUCAUUCCGAUACCGGUUUCAUUUCCUGUUGUUGUCCCUAUGUGCAGCUGGUACCCCUUGUUUUCCUCCAUUCUUUUCCCCUCCCUCUCCUCAGUCCUGAGUCCUGUCUUUGGGAUUGAGCGCCAUGCCUGGUUAAUCAUUCCGAUUUCAAAAAAUAACUUCCAGGGCUAGUUAAAUUGUAAACCAGGGCUCAGCAAUCUUAGGGCACGUGGACCAGAGGAAACACACAGCCAUUGGCUUUGCUCUGUAGCCCAGUUGCUGCCACUGUGCCUCCCUCCCUUCCUGUGCAGAUGCCCACAGCAGCAAGACUUAACUGCCAGGGCUGCAAGUUCAGCCUUUCCUGUUUGACAAGUCUGUUACCCCCCACCCCCACCCCUUGCACCACCAUUCCAGCCUAGAACCAUCAGUCACUAGGGAUAUCCUCCCCCGCCCCCUUCCCCUUCCCCCAACACCUCAGGGUUCCUCAUUUUAAAAGUUGCUGAGCCCUGAAUCUAGAAUUUCUUUUUCUUCCUUUUCUUUCUUUCUUUCUUUCUUUCUUUCUUUCUUUCUUUCUUUCUUUCUUUCUUUCCUUCCUUCCUUCCUUCCUUCCUUCCUUCCUUCCUUCCUUCCUUCUUCUUUUCUUUUCUUUUCUUUUCUUUUCUUUUCUUUUCUUUUCUUUUCUUUUCUUUUCUUUUUCUUUUCUUUUCUUUUCUUUUCUUUUCUUUUCUUUUCUUUUCUUUUCUUUUCUUUCUUCCCCUAGUUCUUAUCUUUCCAACAUCUGAAAUUCUUUUAUUGCCCAGAACUGGACAGCCAAGGCUUUUAUUGAUUUUUAUCUUUCAAAUAUCAAGGCAGUCACCAGAGUUUCUUUUUUUAAAGUAUAUCAGUCUAACAUUUUAAUGAAAGAGAAAAAACUCCCUAGGUUAUAUUCUAUUAUAGUCAUGACUCAGUCACUUUACAUCUUUUGUCCCUUCCAUGCCACUGAUUUCCUCGAAUGAGAUGAGGCUAUGUGCCAGACCACCCCUGUGUAUUGCGUAGAAGUCAUUCUUAUCUGUGUAUUUCUGGUUCACUGCCUAUCUGUUCUUACUAGCCGUCCAGCUAAAGUUUGCAAAACAGGAAGUGUUAGUAUUUCUGGUAUUUGAUGACAAUGAAAAGCUUGGUCUCAUUUCAUAGGGCAGCAGCAAUAUGGAGGGUGUCUAAGUUUGCCUUUGUGUUUCUUCUAGGCUCUGUUUUUGAUUUUAGACAGAUGAGCCAGUGUUAAGGUGCUACUUCAGAGAAUAUUUCGAGAAAUCAGAUAACACUGUGCCAAGGUAUACUUUCUAGAUGCUAAGCACCGAUUGGCCCUCCAGAGAAUAAUAGCCUUUUGAUACCUCACUCCUGAUAAAUCUCAUCCAUUAACCUCAGCUUCUCAGGAAUCCUUGUAACACAUAUGCUAGAAGUAGCUAUAGUGUAUGGUAUUCAUUAUAUGUCCAAUCCUAUGGUUUGGCUCAAAGGUUGGCUAAUUGUGGCUACAGUUCUCCGCUAGACUGCUAGCUCAGCACCUUAACACUCUAGAGUUUCUUGUCUUAAGGCAAAGGAAAAUGUUCUUUCUGCUAUUGCCAAUUCAGCAGUUGGACAUACUUAACCAACAAACAAAGCUGAUACAGGGAGGUCUGUCAGUCGCCUCAAAUGGCCACAUACCUCAAUGGCAAAAGGCUAGAUAAUCUGUGAUUGGCAAAUUAGUUUGAGUUGAAACUAGUCUGUUUUGGCAUUAAGAAAAGAAAAUUGCCCGACACAAGGGAAGGAGCUAUAAAAGAAUGCCAAUAAGUGCUUCAAGAGAGUUAGGAUUUUCCGAGGGAAAAUAUGCCGUAGACAUCCAGCCAUUAAAAGAGUGGGAGUCUACAGGUUCAUUAAUAGUCUAACUGGUAUAUUUUGUAUAGUCAGGUUUUCAAUGUAAAUAAUUAAAGAAGCCAAAACAGGUAAUGCAUGGUUAUACCGUUGGAGGGAAAGAAGCAAGGGACUGAAAAUGCAAACUAAUGGCCACUUUCAAGGUCGUUUCUAUUUGGAUGUUUGUUCAGACACUCUCCUCUUUUCUGGCCCCAGCUUCCUUCUGGUUCAGGCCAACUGUCAAGUGGAGGUGGUAUAGUCCAAAGAACUGAUAGCCUCUGGUGGAUAAUCUGACACUGAUGACACUUUGGAUUUUGCCAGUAGGCAGAACAAAUGAUCAAUUCGCUGAAUGAACAGCAAAGCAGUUCAGUUGUUUUGGCACCAGAGGCUGAAACUGAACCCCUUUUCAGGAAAAGCCGAGCAUAGUGUAAAUUUCUCUAGCAAGUCUCCAAUUUCAUUUGAACAUGAGAAAGAGAAAGUAAUGGGGAUUUAGUGUGGUCUAAGGCUGUGAAGUAACUCUGAACCAUGAUGUUAUGAACUUGUUCAGGUGUGGGGGGAGCAAAUCUAUUUUUAAAAACUCAUCAUGCAGUAGAGUAUGUCAUGCACAGAAAUCAUGGCAUAUUACAUUAUAGGUUUUAAGUAUUUGAAUCACCUGUCUCCAUUGGGUCUCAAUCUUGGUUUGUGUUGUGAUGUGAUGAACAGGAAGGUGAACUUACUACCCCAUGGUAUCUUUGUUUUUGUUUUUUUAAUCACAAGGGGUGCAGCUUUUGAAGUUGAGUUUUUAAUGAAGAUAGUGAAGACAAUAUUGAGAAUUUGAAAUGGCCAGUGUGUUUUACAUUGCCAAAGUACUUACUGAUGACUAGCCAUGUUGCCACCCAUCAGUUCAGAGAAAGCAGGAGAACAUUUUUCAUGGUGGUACACAGAAUAUUGAGCUUGAGAAAACCCUGAGAAAAAUUAGAAAUUUAGAAAGUAGAUGGGAAGUAGGAUAUUUAGUCCUGAAAAAAAUUGAUGUCUAAAUAUGUGGUCUGAACUUAAGUGUCCUAAAACCUUGAUUUUUUUUUUAAACCACCUCUGGGUUUGCCUGAAUUCCCUUUGGGGAGAGAAUUGAAGGAUGUGGCAGUGGAAAAGCCCCAGUAAGAAAAUAUAUGCGUUCUUACAAGAUGGUUGGAGGAAGGCCAGCCAUCCUGUGCCCCAAGCCAUACAUCCUAGCAUUUAUAAACUGCUCGAUCAUGUGCCUCAGGUAGAGAAAAAGUCAAGUGGUCUUUCAAAGACUGUGUUUUCCAUGUCAGGGACAGGCUCAAAGCAACAUUUAGCUGGAGGCAGUCGGCUUUUAUGGAGAAGGCUGACCCAUGGCAUCUGCUCACAAAGGAGGGCAACGUCUACUGCCAUUGCCUAAAUGAUAAGCUUUAGGUAGAUUUUCUUGAAUUUUGAUAGCAAAAUAUUUUUUUAAAUCUCUAUUUUAGCCUCCCUAGAACGUACUUAUUGAAAUGUAUUAUGAAAAAGAAAAACGUGAGGGUUUCUCAGAUCAGAGCUCAGGGAGUUGUGUCAGUUUGCAGUGAAAUUAAUGUAAUGGACCUGUGGCGGCCAUUCAGUUUUGCUCUGCCUCAAUUUCAGUUGUGUGCUCCAAGGAGAGAAGUUCUUGGAACAGCAAGUGUUUAGCAACUUCACGUUACUCCACAAAUGUUUGCUGGCUGCAGUCUCACUUCUAAACAUCUGGAUCUGGGCAAAGUUUUAAAGUGAUGUAAGAAACAAAAUUGUUUUUUUCCACUGUGCAGUCCGAUUUUGCCGAAUUUCCCAGGAAAGAAAGUAUAUGAUGUACAGAGUUCACAUUUCUUGGAUGAGACCUAUCAAGUCACCCUGCCUAAUCCCACAGUCAUAAAUUCCUACCUCUCAGUUCCAACCAAAGGGUCUUCAGCCUUUGCGUGCACUCACUGCAUGCCCAAAGUUUGGCCUUUUAAAAGGAGAAACAGCAUAUGAUGGUUUUUAAAAAAUGAUCUUUGCCUCUCCUUCUCUCUCUUCUCCCCCCCCUUUUUUUCCUGUCAUCCACAAAUUCACAUUUUUCUCAGUUUGCAAGUGUGCUGUUUUGAAUGUGAACCUUGGGGAAAGGACAGCAUCUCUCUGAGAAUAGAGAAUGGAAGAUGCUUCUGAGUUGGUGGGCCAAACAGGGCUUUGUGCCACUGUAGAGGCCAAAGCCAGUAGUAUUUGUUGAGAGUGUUGAGGGCUUUAGCAUCUCAAGGCAGACAUAUGAAGUAGUCAGAGCUAAACAUUAUCGUCUACUCAUCCAAACCUAUUGAAAGUCAGCGGCAGCCUAGGAUUUAGUGAGUGAAAUGCCAUCUGGCAAAAUGGGGAUGAGGGAGUAGCCUGAGAUGGUUUUAUCAGGGUGGGAAUGUUCAGUCUCAUUAUCAUAUUGAGUGUACCUCAAAAUACAUGGUCCUUUCAAGAGUGCUCAUUUUCCAUUCUCCAUUUCACUUCAUCCUUUUUCCUCCCUCCUUUCUCUCUCAUUGCCCUGCCUUUUAAGUACUCAGCUUUUCAAUAAGUAUUUACAUUUUUAUUAUAUAUUUGGUCCUUUAGGACUAUGUAAUGAUUAAGAAUUAAUUGCAUUCUAGAUUUAAAACAAUGAUGUUUGAUAUUUUGUUCUUUUAAACUGUCUUUUGAAGCUAUGCUGCUAACCAGGUACAGGCCAGAAAGGAGUUGGACCUGACCGACAGCACCCUGGUCAUGUCACCUAAGGGUGACAUUGAUGUCAUCAUGGUGACUCUUCUCUAUUUUACCAAGGCCAGCCUCCUGCUCUUACCUCUGUUCAUUCAUUCCUGGCUCUGGGAAAAAUAUUACCCAUUGGGUGAGCUGAUGAGGCCAGGAAGGUAAGAAAAGCUGGGUUCCUGCCCAUGGGCCACAUAUGAAUUCUCUGUAAUACGCUCAUUUGUAGGGCCGGCUCCAACUGCAGUAGCCAAAGAAAACCUGUCUGACUCCACAUUUCAGUUCCUAAGUGUUGGUAAAAGUUCAACUGAAGCUAAUGUGUAGAUAUCGGCAGUAGCUAGGCAAAUACAGAAACUAGCAUCAACCAAAGCUAAUAUAGCCCAAGUUUUCCUAGGAAGCUUGGUGCUGAGCUGUUCAGAGCAGUUAUUUAUUGGAGUGUUGCCAACCCUUAAGUCAUGCUUUCUUAGCUUUAUUCUAGCUUAUGGAGAUGUUGGUCCCCAUUCAUAGGCACAGCCGGUACCAAAGCUAUAGCUUACUGCUCACUUCAUUUUGCUCCCUAGUCAUGCAUAGCAACAUAGUCUAAAAAGGAAGACAUAGGCUGGGGAGUUAGGAGACCUGGUUUCUAUUCCUUAUGCUUCUACUAACUAGCCUCGAGAUCUUAACCGCUCUGUGCCUCAGUGUUCCCAUCUGCAAAAUGGGGAUAGUGUUAAUUGCCCUACCUACCUCACAGGGUUGUUGUGAGGAUAAACUGAGACAAUGAAUGGAAAGUACGUUGACAAGUAAGUGCUAUGCAAAUCAUAAGAAAUGGAAACAAUCAUGUUAAAGGCAAUGGAAUGGACAUUGGCAGAAGGGUUAAUGGGAUUGUCCAGCCCUUUCUCUGUGGUAUAAACCCGGGUCGCCAUUGCUUUAUACAUUUUCACUUAGCACAGAUUUGUAAUUAUGCAUGUAAUAAAGCACAGCCUUCUCCAACCUGG